AUGAGCUCCUUCCGCACACAUAGAGUUGUGAUUGCCUCGCUCUUCCUCCCUGAGACGGUCUGUCUUGGCGAGGGGUCGGAAACAUCAACGCCAACGAUCACGAAACCAGAGUUGAGUGCGCCGAGCUCGGGUCCAACCACGGGCCCGGGUGCUACGCCGCAGCGAUUACUGUCUGGUGCAAGUAGUCCGCGCUUGCAGAUCUCGAAACCACCGACAUUCGCAAGACAGUUCUCUACCCCUGCCCCGCCACCGAGGAGUAUCGUACAAGAUCUUACGGAUAAGUCAAGAGGGAAUACACCCGCCGUCGCCCAUUCACCUGGGCAAGAAAUCGCCAAUCCAUUCAGUACACUCAACCCUCUUGCUGCGGCCGUGCAUGCACUAGGCGAUGGACCUGCUCGUCGUUCACCUCAAGGUCCAGAACGUCUCCAACCGCGUGUCCGGCGGGCCUCACGCUCCUCCUCUCGUCGCCCCGGAAUCGAGCGCACGAUGUCAAACGGCGAGUCCAAGACUAAGUGGCACCUUGAAUCAAACCCAAGGUGUAACGGUGGGCUGUACAACGCCGUCAAUAGUGUUCACGAUCGUCUCAGACGGAAGUUAUGGGUUGGCGUACUGGGCACUUCUACCGACUCGUUUGACGAGGAGCUUCGCACGGACGUAGAUAGACGCAUGCGCAUAGAGGCGCAGAGCCUUCCUGUUUGGAUCCCGGAUGAUGAGUUUUCAAAAUGUUACGAUGGAUUUUGUCAUCAGGUCCUUUGGCCGUACUUGCAUUAUGCGGUUCCUGACGCACCGAAGACGAAGUCUUUCUACGAAUCGGAAACGUGGGCAAAAUAUUGUUCUGUCAACCAGAAAUUUGCAAAUGCCAUUGUUGCUAAUUACGAGGAUGGUGAUAUUAUUUGGGUGAAUGAUUACCACCUGAUGCUCGUACCCUCGAUGGUCCGAGAGAAACUGCCCAACGCAGCCAUCGGCUUCUUUAUGCACGUGGCGUUCCCAUCAUCGGAGAUCUUCCGUUGUUUGACCAUCCGAGAGCAACUCCUCAGAGGACUACUCGCCGCAGACCUCGUUGGCUUCCAAACCGCAAAUUUUGCACGGCACUUCCGUCAGACCGUCUCGCGUAUUCUGACGCUUGAGUCUGUUCCGAAAGGAAUCCAGACGGAAUCACGUUUCGUCGAUGUUGCGGUAUUCCCGAUGGGUAUUGACGUCAAGGCUUUGAAUAUCCGGAGACGUGAUCCUGAAGUCGCGGAGUGGGUGAAGCAUCUGCAGGAUCGGUAUGCGGGCCUCAAGAUGAUUGUCGGCCGCGACAAGCUUGACGAAAUCGCGGGCAUGCGACAUAAACUCAAAGCUUUUGAGGCCUUCCUCGAGAAAUAUCCCGAUUUUCAAGGGAAAGUCGUGCUUAUCCAAGUCGCGUUGUCAACAACAAUGGAGAACGAACUGCAAGGAAAUGUAGUCGACCUUGUCGGAAGGAUCAAUUCGAAGUUCUCCACACUUACAUACCAACCGAUCGUCUUCCUUCACACAGAUGAAGUGACGUUCAGUCAAUACCUCGCGCUACUCACCGCAGCAGACGCCUUCCUCGUUACAUCUCUGCGCGAAGGAAUGGCCUUGCGUACACAUGAAUACGUCGUCUGCCAAGAAGGCCGCGCUCGUCCAAGUCCACUCAUCCUUUCCGAAUUCACAGGAUCCUACUCCUACAGCGGUUUCCGCGCAUGCUUACCCGUCAACCCAUGGGACACACGCAUGACCGCCAAUGCGAUCUACGCAGCACUCACCAUGUCCGACACUGAGGCGCGUUCGCGCUGGAAAGACUUACACGCACAUGUCAUCACGCAAACAGCACAAGCAUUCGUCAGUGCGUUCCUCACGCGUUGUUUGCGUGUACAUCUCGAACACGAGAAAGCUGCGGAGAACACUGAGGAUGACGCCGGUGCUGGUCGUGCACCGCCGUUGGAUAUCGAGCGCGUGCUACCGCGUUAUCGACAUGCGUAUAAACGGCUUUUGCUUAUCGACUUUGAGGGAACGAUUUGGUUGCGCGAUCCGUGUAGCCAGGAAUUUAAUCCACCUCAGGAUGCAUUGGACGUGCUGGAUGCAUUGUCCAAAGACAAUAGGAAUGAGGUUUGGUUGUUGAGUGGACUGCCGAGAGCUGGCGGACUCGAGAAGAUCGCGGAGCAGGUGCCGACCAUCGGCUUAGUUGCGGAGAACGGUUGCUUCCUGAAACCACGCGCCAUCAACGGCCAACAUCAACCAUGGAUCAACACAGUAGCCAACUUCAACCUCUCGUGGAAAGCUCCGUGUCUCGAGAUGUUGCAAUACUUCUCUGAGCGGACACCAGGAAGCCUCGUCGAAGAGCGAGAAGCCUCCAUCGUCUGGCGUUUCUGGACGAACCAAUCCGAGUCCGUAGCAGAACGUCAAUGGGCAAGGAGGCAAGCCGCCGAAGCGCAGAAUCACAUAUUCGAUAGUUUGGGCGAGAAAUACAGCCUCCGCAUAAUCCCGGGCCAAAACGCCUUCCUCGUCCUUCCAAAUAACGUCUCCCGUUCCUCAGCAGUAGGCGCCAUUCUCGCUCCAGGCGGACCCGUCCGCUUCACUUCCACCCACUCCUCCCUACCACAUUCAAUUUGGUCAAGCAUGUCAAUCGAGGCAGAUGCUUACCCCUCAUACACAUACGGCUCAGGCCAACUUGAUCCCGAAGGUGAUUUGGGAAUCGAAUUUGUGUUUGCCGUGAGUGGGGACGAGAAGUUGUUGAGGAGGUUGAACGAGUUGGAGUGUGCGGAGACAGUGAGUUCGGGGAGUAGAGGGGAGGGAAGUGGGGUGGGUACGGAUGCGAAGUGGACGAUUGAGCCGAGGGAAGUGUGUAGAGUCCUUGGGGAGUUUGCGAAUGUAAGAUAA
This is a messenger RNA of Fomitiporia mediterranea MF3/22, 2880 nucleotides long. RefSeq lists its product as uncharacterized. The transcript has 7 exons. Gene Ontology annotation, molecular function: catalytic activity. The record is from RefSeq and is a predicted model, not a curated record. Gene Ontology annotation, cellular component: alpha,alpha-trehalose-phosphate synthase complex (UDP-forming); cytosol. Bases 1 to 2880 code for a protein of 959 amino acids. Lineage: Eukaryota; Fungi; Basidiomycota; Agaricomycetes; Hymenochaetales; Hymenochaetaceae. Gene Ontology annotation, biological process: trehalose biosynthetic process.